This is a messenger RNA of Fragaria vesca subsp. vesca, 702 nucleotides long. Its product is annotated as protein terminal ear1-like. The record is from RefSeq and is a predicted model, not a curated record. Gene Ontology annotation, molecular function: nucleic acid binding. Bases 1 to 702 code for a protein of 233 amino acids. NCBI's taxonomy places the organism in Eukaryota, Viridiplantae, Streptophyta, Magnoliopsida, Rosales, Rosaceae. The transcript is spliced from 4 exons.
AUGGAGCUUCCAAGAGUGAGAAGGUUUGUCCGUUCAAUGAAACAUAAUAUUCCGGUCGGCUGGCGUAAGCAUCAUGUCGUUUCCCGUCGUGCCGUUCAUGUAAGGAAACCUAAGUCUGAAGAGCACAAGGAUCAGAGGAUUCACAAGUCGUUGGAGAAUAAGAAGAUGAGCAGCAAAGGGGAUGUCAUUCCUUUUCCUUCAUGUCCAUCUAACCAGAAACCGUCCUGCACCACAGUGAUGAUCAAGAAUAUUCCCAACCAGUUCCGGAGAACUGCCUUGGUGAACAUACUGAGAAGCCACUGCAGGAAUGAAAACAAAAAGUCUGAGUACAAAUCUGCGUUCGAUUUUGUGUAUUUGCCAAUGGAUUUCCAGAAAUACUGGGAGAAGAAGAAGGUUACAAAUCUGGGUUAUGCAUUUGUCAACUUCACCAGUCAUGUUGCUGCUGUGAGGUUCCAUCGUUACUAUCACAACCGAGCGUGGAAUGUGAAGCUGAACAAUAAAGUUUGUGAAAUCACUUGUGCUAAGAUCCAGGGAAAACAAGCUCUUAUGAGGCAAUUUGAGAACAGUGUAUUCUGGUGCCACACUGAUAUGUAUUUGCCAGCGGUUUUGGAACCGGCCUGUGAUGGUGAGUCACUGCCGGAGCUCAUCAACAUUGGAUGCCGUGUAUGUGCACCUUCUAGGAGACCCAGAGUGAAGAAGUGA